This is a messenger RNA of Phragmites australis (common reed), 2806 nucleotides long. Its product is annotated as putative pentatricopeptide repeat-containing protein At2g02150. The record is from RefSeq and is a predicted model, not a curated record. Bases 139 to 1623 code for a protein of 494 amino acids. The transcript is spliced from 5 exons. NCBI's taxonomy places the organism in Eukaryota, Viridiplantae, Streptophyta, Magnoliopsida, Poales, Poaceae. Gene Ontology annotation, molecular function: protein binding.
UUGCGCCAGCUGCGCGUGCCACCCAAAACCCGCACCUGCAACCACAUUCUCCACCGCCUUGCCCGCGAACGCCGCGGCGGGCUGAUCAGGCGGCUCUUUGAGCAGCUGCCCGCGCCCAACGUGUUCACGUUCAACAUCAUGAUCGAUUUCCUGUGCAAGGAGGGGGAGCUGACGGAGGCAAGGGCAAUGUUCGCGAGGAUGAAGGCAACAGGCUGCUCACCGGACGUCGUCACCUUCAAUUCUUUGAUUGACGGGUAUGGCAAAUGCGGGGAGCUGGAGGAGGUGGAGAAGCUGGUGGAGGAGAUGAGGAGGUCUGGGUGUGCACCUGAUGUUGUGACGUACAAUGCAUUGGUCAAUUGCUUUUGCAAGUUUGGGAGGAUGGAGAAGGCGUACAGCUACUUUGGGGAGAUGAAGAGGGAGAGAUUGAUGGCAAAUGUGGUGACUUUUAGCACCUUUGUCGAUGCAUUCUGCAAAGAGGGGAUGGUCAGGGAGGCAAUGAAGCUGUUUGCACAGAUGAGGGUGAGGGGGAUGAUGCCAAAUGAGUUCACUUAUACUUCGUUAGUUGAUGGCACCUGCAAGGCAGGGAGGCUUGAUGAUGCCAUUGUAUUGCUCGAUGAAAUGGUACAGCAAGGGGUGCCGUUGAAUGUGGUCACGUACACCGUGUUGGUUGAUGGCCUUUGCAAAGAGGGUAAGGUUGCAGAAGCGGAUGAUGUUUUGAGGUUUAUGGAGAGAGCUGGCAUUAAAGCCAACGAAUUGCUGUACACUACACUAAUUCACGGGCACUUCAUGAAUAAGAACAGUGAGAGAGCACUGGAUUUGUUGAGUGAGAUGAAGCAUAAAGGAAUGGAACUUGAUGUUUCACUCUAUGGCACCCUCAUUUGGGGUCUCUGUAAUGUUCAGAAGGUGGAUAAAGCUAAGAGUCUGUUACAUAAAAUGGAUGGCUGCGGUUUGAAACCUAAUAAUGUCAUCUAUACGACAAUAAUGGAUGCUUGCUUUAAAGCAGGAAAAGAGUCAGAGGCCAUUGCCCUGCUCCACAAAAUACUGGAUUCUGGGUUCCAGCCUAAUGUUGUAACUUAUUGUGCAUUAAUUGAUGGGUUGUGCAAAGAAGGAUCAAUCGAUGAAGCAGUCUCCCACUUCAACAAAAUGAGAGACUUAGGUCUAGAUUCGAAUGUACAGGCUUACACCGCUCUAAUCGAUGGUUUUUGCAAGAAUGGUUCCUUGAAUAAGGCUGUGCAGUUGUUGAAUGAAAUGGUUGAUGAGGGUAUGUCUCUUGACAAAGUUGUGUACACAUCUCUUAUUGAUGGGUAUCUGAAGCAGGGAAGUCUCCAGGAUGCCUUUGCACUCAAGGCCAAGAUGAUCGACAGUGGUUUGCAACUUGAUCUCUAUUGCUACACUUGUUUUAUCUGGGGCUUCUGUAAUAUGAAUAUGAUGCAAGAAGCUAGAGAAGUUCUUUCAGAAAUGAUUGGAAACGGUAUUACUCCUGAUAAGACUGUUUACAACUGUCUGAGAAGCAAAUACCAGAAAUUGGGGAACAUGGAGGAAGCAGCAAGUGUUCAGAAUGAAAUGGAAAGUGUUUUACUCUGUUGUACAAAAGAUGAUACUGCUUCUAGUGGUGAAACUUGAGCUUACGCUUGUACAAGCAUGGCAGCACAACGCUUCUGAUAUUUUCAUCUCACUUAAGUUGCUCAACAAUCUUCAUUAAGAUGCCAAAUUUGAAAAGGCGGGGCAAAUUUCCCAUUAGCUUCAAUACAGAACCGAGCAAACACAAGAGGGUAUUUUGUUGGAGUCUAAGGAGGAACUCAAGUUUUGAAGUGCUUCAAUGGUAUAUCUUGCACAAACAAACAUAAUGACUCAGUUGGAUGUAUUUUAACUUAAUCUCAUAUAUCUAGAUAAAACUGUGAUCUGUUUACUAGCAAUAUUUGUCAUCUUUAAUUUGAUAAGACUUCUAAAUCAUUCUCCAUUGAUAAUUAAACAAUGCUAUUUGUAUUUGAUGCACGUCAAUACCGUUUAUCAUAUGUCCACUGAUACUGAUGCCAAUAACAGAUCACAGUGUGCGUGAAGCAUCAUCAGAAACAGCAGAGAGCUAGAAGAUAACAUUGUAUUUUUCUACAAUAAGCUAUUCGUCAACUGCAGAGUAUUGUCAAGAGUGCACACAAAUCUGAGAUGGCAAGGUGUUUAUCUUCCUGAGAUGAUUAGGGUUUCAUGGUAAUCUAUACAUUUGAUUCAUAAAUCUGUUGACUCAAUCAGAUCCACGCAAGCAGUGACUGAAUAUAAUUAUUUAUGAACCAAGGAAGGAUGCUUUGCAAGUUUGCAUACACUUGUUUCUGGUGUUAGUACAGCACAUGCGAACAUGGGGAUCCUAACUCUGUUAGCGACAACAAUGGAUUACCAUAUGUCGUUCCUACCAAGAUUCUUCAAUCAAAGUGCUAUAAAUGGUACUGGUACAGGGAUCAAAUUGGCGAAGGGUGAAUAUUAUGUUAACAACAGAAACCUAUUGGGUAGAAUAUCAGAGGCCUCAACCGGCUGGUUUCAUCUUUGAUGUUGGUGACAAAUAGCCUGCCAAUUUGACCAGGAACAACCUUUCAUUUAUGCCAACCAUCAGGGUUUCUUGCUCAACUAAUGCAAGAGGUGGUACUUCCAGUGAAUAAGACUAUAGGAGAGGAACAUAUUGGUGAUAGUGAUGUGAGAAACUGGGGAUGACACUAUUGUAAGGAAGAAUAGCAAGGUAGUCAUGCUUCAAUAUUUUUGGUGGGGACUGGUAUAUUGCAGUCCUGCAGGCUGCAGAACAUGGUGGAGCCGUUUUUUU